This is a messenger RNA of Serendipita indica DSM 11827, 1881 nucleotides long. Lineage: Eukaryota; Fungi; Basidiomycota; Agaricomycetes; Sebacinales; Serendipitaceae. The record is from the annotation of a GenBank genome assembly.
AUGGUUCCGAGUGGUUCUCCAUCUUCCAUCCUCGCCACGAUCAUGACUUCCCGCGGCGGUGGUUUGUACGGUGGCAUCAAUUUUACAACACCUCAGGAUCAGCUUCAACAAAUAUCCUCGUCACCAGCUGCACCAGCCAUCGCUCCAGUGCCGGCCCAAGCAGUCGUCGAAGCUGCCCCGGUGCCAGCAACUACCAAGGCAACGCCAGUGCAAGAAAACACAGAACAACCCACACCAGAGACUCCCGUGAAAACAUCAGCUGGAUGGUCCGCCGCGCUCGCAUUUGCGCCUGUUCGACGAACCGCCAAACCAAAGGCGCCAGCAAACAGAGGUCUCCCUCAGGCAGCAAUGGUCGCUAGUUUGGCAGCCGCUGCGGCUUCAGUGAAUCCAACCCCGAUACCUACGGUCAACGUUGCACCGACAGAGCCAGCACCAGAACAAGAGUCGACAGGAUGGGGGAAGCGAGUCAAGGCUCCGUCCAUGGUUAUUGAUGACGAUGUCAAUGGGUUUCGAGCAACCAAACCAGGAGAAGGCAAGCGAAAGAAAAAGAAAAACAUCAACGCAAAUCAGAUUAUAUGGGAUCCGAUGGAACCCUAUGAUCCAUUCCAUCCGAAUGACUACCACGAGUACAAGAAAUGGAAGCAACGCGAGCAACAGGAACGUCGCAUGCAAGAACGUCGAAGGGUGGAAGAACUCAAGCGUAGACGUACUUAUAGUCAUUCAGAGUAUUCCAGUGAAGAACAUAGCGACGACGGCAGACCAAGUCGCAAGACAGCUCGAUAUCACUCGCCCGAACGAGAGGACGAUUACGAUGCUCCCCGAGGUCUUGGUUCUGCCAACGCAUUCCAGCAUUCUGACAACGUGGUGAACGAAGAGGAGCCUAUGAACAUUUCACCAGCAAGACCAGUUCCUCUAGCAGACACAGGUGAAGAAGCGUACCUUCGUCGUCUACAAAUGUCGCGACCACGGCCACCGAGCCCGCCCGCUGCGCAGCCGCCUGCGAAACCAACAUUUGCCCCAGCAACGCAGAGCAUACCUAUUCCAGCAAUGGCUUCACCUUUGCAACCACCUCCCGUUUCAGCCGUUUCUACGGCCUUUGCGUCAAAUGACGAAAUGGACGAGGAGAUUACACCGGUCGCUCCUGCACCGGUUCAACCUGCACCGACUCAGUUGUCACAAGCCACAAUUGAAGAGCGCAAAAAGACAGCUGCCGCAGUCGCGGCUCGACUGAAGGCUUUGAGCAAGUUGAACGCGGCGCCAGAGCCCCCAAACCCAGUGCCACCGCCAUCUGAACCGUCUGGACCACAGCCCAAGCGCGACCAGGCCGGCUUUGCUGCUCGGAUGAUGGAAAAAUAUGGCUACGUACAAGGUCAAGGUCUGGGUGCGAACGCGGACGGUAUUGUGGAACCCAUCAUGCUGGAACGUGCGAAUGCACCGAAAGCUACCAAGAAAGGGGAAGAGGGUCCAAAGAAGAGCGGAGCCGGUGGAAUGGGAAUCGGUGGCUCAAAGAUGGGCCGUAUCGUCAACGCGCAAGCAGAGGAAAAGAUCAAGGCGGACCUCUUACGUUACGGCGAGUCCAGCCGCAUCGUCGUUUUGACCAACAUGGUCGGUCCUGAGGACGUCGAUGACGAUCUACAAGGAGAAAUUGGUGAUGAAUGUUCCAAACAUGGAACGGUUGAGCGUGUCGUGGUUCACCUGCCGUAUCCAACGCCUGAUAAUCCAGAGGACGCUGUCCGCAUCUUUGUUCAGUUUGCGGGACCUGCUGCCGCAUGGAAGGCGGUUCGAGAGCUGGACGGUCGCUUCUUUGGGGGGAGGACGGUCCGAGCAAAAUACUUUGACGAAGGAAACUUUAUCAAACGACUUUUCGAUAUCCCUUUGUAG